AUGUCAUCCAGCAACCCACCACAAAGUGUCGUCAAUGUGACCUUCGGGCCCUUAGUGACUGGGGUCUGGAUGCAGCAACUGCUCAUGGGUUUUAUACUCGCUCAAAUGGCAGAUUAUUACCGAGAUCAUUUUAAUCACGACACAUUAUUCAACAAGACGAUAGUCAGCCUUCUGCUAUUUUUUAAUCUUUUCAUAGGCGGAUUGGACUUUCAUGUUCUCUACCGAACAUCCGUUUUGGGCUACGGAGAUUACGAGGCCUUCGACUUGCAGCAAUGGACGAUGUGGACGGAACCUGGCUUCACCGCUAUAGUCGGAUUCGUAGCUCAAGUAUUUUUCCUUGUUCGGUGUUGGAGGAUAACCAAAUCAACAAUCACCGUUGUUUUUCUGACAAUCCUUGUCCUUUUCUCGUUCGGCUCUGGGCUAGCCGUAUCCGGCUCUUUCAUUGAAAAGAAGAGAUUCAGUCUUCUAGGACAGUUCUCCUUGCCCAUAACCUUGUGGCUAAUAUCUACGAGCGUCGCUGAUAUUGGAAUCGCCAGUGUUCUGGUCUUCUAUCUCCUCCAAUCCAGAACGUCGUUUAAGAAGACGGACGCAGUUAUUUACCGCCUCGUUCAAAUGUCCAUGGAGACCAGCGCCUUCACCGCCAUUGUAGCGCUGUUAAAUUUGAUUCUGUUCCUACCGCUGCAAGACACCGCAUAUCACCUUUUACCUCAGUUCUCAAUGUCGCGUGUAUAUACACUCACCGUCAUGGUCACGCUUCUAUCUAGAACGUCGCUUCGGGCGGUUUUAGACAGUACCGGACACGCUUCCUUUGCUACAGCCCUACGCGAUGCAACACAUGAUCCGAUGCAUGGGAGAAUAAAGGUCGGGGUUAGCACAACCGUUAUGAAUGAUGCAGGUCUGGAGAGUGAACCCUCGAAGAAUGCUCAUGAUAUUGAGCUCUCCUCCGUUGAACGUAGUGACCGAUCUCAACGGUGGGAAUCAAAAGGAAGUCGGGGCUUGUAG
Molecule: messenger RNA, 1002 nt
Organism: Desarmillaria tabescens
Lineage: Eukaryota; Fungi; Basidiomycota; Agaricomycetes; Agaricales; Physalacriaceae
Exons: 11
Coding region: 1-1002 (333 amino acids)
Source: RefSeq, a predicted model, not a curated record